Messenger RNA from Procambarus clarkii (red swamp crayfish), 490 nucleotides. Lineage: Eukaryota; Metazoa; Arthropoda; Malacostraca; Decapoda; Cambaridae. The record is from RefSeq and is a predicted model, not a curated record.
AUGUCUUCAGAGGAGCUGCCAAGUUUCGGCUCACAAGACGAGUUGGAGGUGAAAGCAGCCGUGGGAAGAGACGCCGUCUUCAGAUGUACCGUCCAUAACAUCAUGCAUUACCAGACUGCGUGGCUGGAGAUGAAAAAGGGCAUCGUUUUCGCCAUGGGAGAUGAUGUUUUCACAGAAAAUCCUCGCAUCACCGUUCACCACUCGCUAACGUUGGACGGGGAGGAAGCUUGGAUUCUCACCAUCAAGAACGUUAACAUGAAAGACGCGGGAACGUACAUGUGUUCCCUCAACACUGGAACCAGCCUCAGGAAGUAUUACAGCCUCGUAGUUGUCGUGCCGCCGCGGAUUAUAGACACGAACACCAGUGGGGACACGGAGGUGAGAGAGGACGAGACGGCCAGAUUGGUGUGUGGAGCCAGCGGGACGCCCCAUCCGGCCUACAAGUGGAGGCGGGAAGACUCUUCCCUCAUCGAUGUAUCCGGCACCACAA